This is a messenger RNA of Mus caroli (Ryukyu mouse), 6719 nucleotides long. It is a transcript of the gene Sema6d, whose product is annotated as semaphorin 6D. The record is from RefSeq and is a predicted model, not a curated record. Gene Ontology annotation, cellular component: plasma membrane. Gene Ontology annotation, molecular function: semaphorin receptor binding; chemorepellent activity. Lineage: Eukaryota; Metazoa; Chordata; Mammalia; Rodentia; Muridae. Gene Ontology annotation, biological process: axon guidance; semaphorin-plexin signaling pathway; positive regulation of cell migration.
CGCUGACGCUCUGGGUGCGUGAUGGGGGUGGGACCCCGAGCCCGGAGCCCGCAGCGCAGCUGUGUGCGGGCGCGUGUGUUUGCGUGGGCGUAGCGUCGUAGCUCCCCGGAGUUCUUUGCUCUCCCAAGCCACACGGUCUCCAGCGGUGCCCGAGGCGCCUGGGGAGGUCUGGCUGACCAGUCCCCGCUGGCCGGUGGGCGGCCUGGGGGCGGGGCGGGGCAGCUCGGCCCUCCUCCGGGGCGCACCCCUAAGGGAAGAAAAGACACCCUGGGCUGCGAGGAAAAGUUUCUUCCUGGCAGGGCCGGCUCGGCGCCGCUCCGCAAGCCGUCAGGGUGAGCCCGCCUUCCUCGCUGCGGGGCUUGGAGCCUCCAGCCCGCCCGCAGCGCAGCCCAGGCCGCCGGGCCAGCUUCGGCCGGGAGAACGCAGGGACAGCCUGGGAGUGCGGAGCCACUGACUGUCCACGCGGGGACCGUGAGCACCCACUCGCGGGUCUCCCAGCCACUCUCCCCCGCAACUUUGCGUGCUUUGUUCUCUGGCUGAAAAAUGCUCCACCGAAGCGCCGUAGACCGGGUCUUCUCCAGGCGGCAAGGGCUCGGCCAGGAGACGUGUUAUGCUCUCAGCUCCCCAUCAAUUAUGGAUGGAAACAAAUAAGGAAAAGUCAAUUUUGUAUGAGACGCGUCUUUCGCAGCCAGAGGCGUCUUGUAGCCGGGAGCAGAGGCAGGCAAACCGAGCCCAACAACCAGGUAGCUAAGUGGGACUUCUGAGGAGGGGGAGCUCAGAUUUCUUCUUGGCCAACCAUGGGGUUCUUUCUGCUUUGGUUCUGCGUGCUGUUCCUUCUGGUCUCCAGGUUACGAGCGGUCAGCUUCCCAGAAGAUGAUGAGCCCCUUAACACGGUUGACUAUCACUAUUCAAGGCAAUAUCCGGUUUUUAGAGGACGCCCUUCAGGCAACGAAUCGCAGCACAGGCUGGACUUUCAGCUGAUGUUGAAAAUUCGAGACACACUUUAUAUUGCUGGCAGGGAUCAAGUCUAUACAGUGAACUUAAAUGAAAUCCCCCAAACAGAGGUGAUACCGAGCAAGAAGCUGACAUGGAGGUCCAGACAACAGGAUCGAGAAAAUUGUGCUAUGAAAGGCAAGCAUAAAGAUGAAUGCCACAACUUCAUCAAAGUCUUUGUCCCAAGAAAUGAUGAGAUGGUUUUUGUCUGUGGUACCAAUGCUUUCAACCCGAUGUGCAGAUACUAUAGGUUGAGAACCUUAGAGUAUGAUGGGGAAGAAAUUAGUGGCCUGGCACGAUGCCCGUUUGAUGCCCGACAAACCAAUGUCGCCCUCUUUGCUGAUGGAAAACUCUAUUCUGCCACAGUGGCUGAUUUCCUGGCCAGUGAUGCUGUCAUUUACAGAAGCAUGGGAGAUGGAUCUGCCCUUCGCACAAUAAAAUACGAUUCCAAAUGGAUCAAAGAACCACACUUCCUUCAUGCCAUAGAAUAUGGAAACUACGUCUAUUUCUUCUUCAGAGAAAUCGCCGUGGAGCAUAAUAACUUAGGCAAGGCUGUGUAUUCCCGUGUGGCUCGCAUUUGUAAAAACGACAUGGGUGGCUCACAGCGGGUCCUGGAGAAACACUGGACUUCCUUCCUUAAGGCUCGGCUGAACUGCUCCGUUCCUGGAGAUUCCUUUUUCUACUUCGACGUCCUGCAGUCUAUAACAGACAUAAUCCAAAUCAAUGGCAUCCCCACUGUGGUUGGGGUCUUCACCACACAGCUCAACAGCAUUCCUGGUUCUGCAGUCUGUGCCUUUAGCAUGGACGACAUUGAGAAAGUGUUCAAAGGGCGGUUCAAAGAGCAGAAAACCCCAGACUCUGUUUGGACAGCGGUUCCCGAAGACAAAGUACCAAAACCAAGGCCUGGCUGUUGUGCCAAACACGGCCUCGCAGAAGCUUACAAGACCUCCAUCGACUUUCCAGAUGAUACCCUGGCUUUCAUCAAGUCCCACCCGCUGAUGGACUCUGCCGUCCCACCCAUUGCCGAUGAGCCCUGGUUCACAAAGACACGGGUCAGGUACAGGUUGACAGCCAUCGAAGUGGACCGUUCAGCGGGGCCAUACCAAAACUACACAGUCAUCUUUGUUGGCUCUGAAGCUGGCGUGGUACUUAAAGUUUUGGCAAAGACCAGUCCUUUCUCUCUGAAUGACAGUGUGUUACUCGAAGAGAUUGAAGCUUAUAACCCAGCCAAGUGCAGCGCCGAGAGUGAGGAGGACAGAAAGGUGGUCUCAUUACAGCUGGACAAGGAUCACCAUGCUUUAUACGUGGCCUUCUCUAGCUGCGUGGUCCGCAUCCCACUCAGCCGCUGUGAGCGCUACGGAUCGUGUAAAAAGUCUUGCAUUGCAUCUCGUGACCCGUACUGUGGUUGGUUAAGCCAGGGAGUUUGUGAGAGAGUGACCCUCGGGAUGCUGCUGUUAACUGAAGACUUCUUUGCUUUCCAUAACCACAGCGCUGGAGGAUAUGAACAGGACACGGAGUAUGGCAACACGGCCCACCUAGGGGACUGCCACGAAAGUUUGCCUCCUUCAACUACACCAGAUUACAAAAUAUUUGGCGGUCCAACAUCUGACAUGGAGGUAUCCUCAUCUUCUGUUACCACUGUGGCAAGUAGCCCAGAAAUUACAUCUAAAGUGAUUGAUACCUGGAGACCUAAACUGACGAGCUCCCGGAAAUUUGUAGUUCAAGAUGACCCAAACACUUCUGAUUUUACUGAUACUAUAUCAGGUAUCCCAAAGGGUGUACGGUGGGAAGUCCAGUCUGGAGAAUCCAACCAGAUGGUCCACAUGAAUGUCCUCAUCACCUGCGUGUUUGCCGCUUUUGUCUUGGGCGCGUUCAUCGCAGGAGUGGCCGUAUACUGCUACCGUGACAUGUUCAUGCGGAAGAACAGAAAGAUCCAUAAAGACGCAGAAUCCGCCCAGUCGUGUACAGACUCCAGCGGAAGCUUUGCCAAGCUGAAUGGCCUCUUUGACAGCCCCGUCAAGGAAUACCAGCAGAACAUUGAUUCUCCCAAACUCUACAGCAACCUGCUGACCAGUCGGAAGGAACUGCCACCAAACACGGAUACAAAGUCCAUGGCCGUGGAGCACAGAGGCCAGCCUCCCGAGCUGGCUGCUCUCCCCACGCCGGAAUCCACACCUGUCCUCCACCAGAAGACCCUGCAGGCCAUGAAGAGCCACUCUGAGAAGGCCCACGGCCACGGUGCUUCAAGGAAAGAACACCCCCAGUUUUUUCCUUCUAGUCCUCCACCCCAUUCCCCAUUGAGUCACGGGCAUAUCCCCAGUGCCAUCGUUCUUCCAAACGCCACUCACGACUACAAUACAUCCUUCUCAAACUCGAAUGCCCACAAAGCCGAAAAGAAGCUUCAGAGCAUGGAUCACCCUCUUACGAAGUCAUCCAGUAAGCGGGAGCACCGGCGGUCUGUGGAUUCCAGGAAUACCCUCAAUGAUCUCCUGAAGCAUCUAAAUGACCCAAACAGUAACCCCAAAGCCAUCCUGGGAGAGAUCCAUAUGGCUCAUCAAACCCUCAUGCUGGACCCAGUGGGACCAAUGGCUGAGGUCCCACCCAAGGUCCCUAACCGGGAGGCAUCUCUGUACUCCCCUCCCUCCACACUCCCCAGAAAUAGUCCAACCAAGAGAGUAGAUGUCCCCACCACUCCUGGGGUGCCAAUGACUUCUCUGGAAAGACAAAGGGGUUAUCACAAAAAUUCCUCCCAGAGGCACUCUAUAUCUGCCGUGCCUAAAAACUUAAACUCACCAAAUGGUGUUUUGUUAUCUAGACAGCCGAGUAUGAACCGUGGAGGCUAUAUGCCCACCCCAACAGGGGCGAAGGUGGACUAUAUUCAGGGGACACCGGUGAGUGUUCAUCUACAGCCCUCCCUCUCCAGACAGAGCAGCUAUACCAGUAAUGGCACCCUCCCCAGGACGGGACUAAAGAGGACACCAUCCUUAAAACCUGAUGUGCCACCAAAGCCUUCCUUUGUUCCGCAAACCACAUCUGUCAGACCACUGAACAAGUAUACGUACUAGGCCUCAAGUGUGCUAUUCCCGUGUGGCUUUAUCCUGUCUCUGCUGUUUCGAGGAAGCUGUGAGGGUACCUUCAGAUGAGAUACCUGCUUGUAUUUUAAGAGAAACAAGUAGCCAAAGAAACUCUGUCACUUUGGUAACACCAGAACUUGCCACAUGUAGCUACUACAGCAAGGCUUCUGUGUACUUGCCGGAAACGAAGGGAGGUCCUGCUCAUUCCAUUUCUUUCGUUUGAAGCCGAAGGGAUGUGUCGCCAGCGAAGGCUCCCUUCACCAGUGUAAAGAGCUGAUACAGUACUCAGAAGACUGAACAAAUACUUGAAAAUGGGUUCAAUGUAGACUGCCAUUCUGUGUGGUCUUCCCAUUCAAUGUGAACAUUUUAAUAUGUAUGCAUUCACCUUGCCUCUUGCACAAAUGUCAAAAUGGAAAGAUGGGAAUGUCUCAAAACAAAAUGAGCUUGGAGAUUACCAAGCAGUUUGCUGAAAAUUCAGUCUUUGACCCAAACUGUAGCAAUUUUUUUUUCUGGUGUGGCACUGUUUUGUUUUGUUUUGUUUUGUUUUGUUUUGUUUUGUUUUUCAAUGCCACCAACAAACUGUGUUAAGAGAGGGGUGUGUGUGUGUGUGUGAGAGAGAGAGAGAGAGAGAGAGAGAGAGAGAGAGAGAGAGAGGGAGAGAGAGAGAGAGAUCUACCCAUUAGCAUUGAUUUAGGUGCCCAUUGCAUCUUUGUACUGUGGAGUUGUUUACAGUAAGCAUGACUGAACAGGCACUAACAUCCUCCUACACCGGUCCAUCGUGUUGGGCUCUGAUAAGGACUAGACAAGGCUUCUCUGACUGUCAAGUGAUUGACAUAACCUAUGUGGUAUCCGGUGUCAGAACAUUUAAGCGUUCUAAAUAAUUUUGUGCUGCUAUCCAUCAGAACGUCUAUUUCAGCCUUGCCAGCUUAAGAACUUAGAGAAAUUAAGAGGUAUCCUUGAUGUAUCUACCAGUAUUCAGUAGUAACAUUUACCUGUCCACUGUGAAUCAAAGCCUGGGGCACGCUACUCAACCUCGGACACACUUACAGGCGUUUAUUUUGAUUGUGUUAUUUUAUUUUCCAUACAGUAAAAAAUUCCCUCUCUUAACUCCUCUCACCCCCAACUCCCAAGGCGAAAGAGAAACCAAAAGUAGGACAAAAGAAAGAGACAGACAGAAAAAGACAGACAGAACAGGAAUUACAGUUGGCUUAGCAGGGAGGAUCUGUAGAGCUCUUGGUGAUCCUUCCUCCAUGUGUGUCCUGUGAGGAUUUUGCUCAUGAGUCAUGCAGGCAGUGACAGUGAAAUGUAAAUACCACAUGUGAGUUUACCUGGAUCUGUGCAUUUUGUGCCUUAUUCACGCGAGUGGUAGAAGUUCCGCGGUAUGUUGAGUGUUUCCACUACAAAGCAUCAUUUCCCAUGUGCCACUUGUAAAUGUUUUGCAGCCAGCACCUGAAGACUUCUUAUACAGUCAUAAAGCAACCUAGAGCGAUUUGUUGUUGAGCAACGCGCCCCUUCCCUCCAGGAUCAGAAGCAGCACCCACCCUUGCCAUGAUAAACAUUCCAUCCCCUGCUGUUCUGAUAAUGUGAAGUCAGAUGAGGGUUCCCAGAGAAUGUGGCACCUGCGGAAACCAUGUCUAGAGUCGUUUCUAUGUAGCUUGGCAGAGCCCACUGAUGGCUGCAGGUGUGUAGCCUACUGACAGCUUUGGUUAACCCACUGCACAUCACCCAGUCAUUUACCUAACUUACUCUAGAAAUGUCCACAGCCAAGGAAGGCUCCUGAGCCAGUCAGGCAGAGUUCAAGUGAUAUCUUGGGACAGUGACGAUGGCCUGCAUUACUUGGGGGAGGAUGGGGUACAAGACACCAGAUCAUUUUUAUACAGGAUGUAGAGUACUGACGCGGUUGAUCUUUUCCUUCAAGAACAUUCUUUUCUAUAGAAAAAUGAUUCCCUGUGAUCUUCUGGAAGCUCCAAAGCUGAAACCCUUCAGCUUUGCAACUAAAAAUAUUACAGUUUAAUAAUCAAUUAAACCAACCAACAAUAAGCACUACACAUCUGCCACCAACAAUGUUGUUUGCAUUUACCUUACCAAUAUUAAUCCCAGCGUGGUAACUGUGUGACCCCGAUAACAUUUUGUAACAUUGUGCUGCCUUAGAGUUUGUACUGUGAGUUCUAUCAGUAUUUAUGUUGAAAUUUCUAACAUGGAUUCUAGUCUCUAUUCUGUUAAUUUAAUUUUAAAUGCUUUAUCCAUUUGUGCAAAGGUAAACACAGAUUGUAUCUUUUUUAAUGGUACGGCAUAAAAAAAUAACCCUAAAGUGAAGUGGCUCUAUACUGUUUUAUAGAGUACUUUAACGUGUAUAGAUAUCUUGUAAACUUGUAUUGUGGAUGUGUAAAUAAUAUGUACUUUGGGUUUUUAACACCGCAUGUAAAGUCAAAAUAAAAUAUCCAAGUCAUUACAUCCUGCCUUUUGAUGUUAACAAGUUUGCACUGCAUCAUGCUUUUAUGCUAGUCAUGCCGUAUUUAUUAAAUAUGUUCUUAAAGUCUAAGAACAUAUUCUUCCCUUGAAAUUUUUGUUACCUGGUCACAUUAUGCUCCAUUCUCUCCUUGGAAGACUCUUGUUGAAGGCUGGAGCCAGAAAUGAGACAGGCAGGUCAGA